AUGACUGGACAAAAUGUAGCGUUGUUAUGUCGAUGGGGAGGUGAAAUUUUGUGUAAUGGAUCAAAUGUGGAGUACAGUGGAGGGAAUAUGGACCUUAUAACACUUGAACCGAACAUGACUGUGACUGAUCUGAUGAAUGAGGUUCACAGUUGUAUUGGUUCAAACCCUAUGACUGUUGAACUGAACCUUAAAAUGAGGUGUGAUACUGGUCAUGGGGUGCAAGUGUUACCUGUCUCUACGAACAAACAUUUGAAAGGUUUGAGGAGCAUGGUAGGAAUGAAGGGUUUUCCCAAUGAGAUAUAUGUAGAAACAGUGCCUAUAUGUACCCAACAGUUUUGGGCCUUCGGUCCUUGUAUCGAUGGCUUUAAACAUUGUAUGCCUGUUAUCUGUAUCGAUGGGACGCACUUGUACGGGAAGUAUAAAGGAACACUGUUGGUUGCUACGAGUGUUGAUGCAAGCUUCCAAGUAUUUCCUAUUGCAUUUGCGGUGGUUGAAGGGGAAAACACUUCCAGCUGGUCUUGGUUCCUAGGUUGUAUUCGAGAUCGUGUCACGCAACGGGAUUGCCUUUGUGUUAUUUCUGAUCGGCAUCCUGGGAUCAUUGCAGCAAUGAAUGAUCCUAAUGUUGGAUUCACCCAGCCCCGAGCGUAUCACAGGUUUUGUGUCCGCCACAUAGCCUCUAACUUGAAGACUCACGUGCGAAGUAAUGACAUGAGAGACAUGUUCAAGGCCGCUGCGUACCAAAGGCAAGAAAGAAAACUUCAAGCUGAUCUGUGUUUCAUUGGUGAGGCCUGUCCCAAGGCCAUUGAGUACAUUGCUCAAGUCUCGUUCCCUAUGUGGUCUCUAUUUCACGACAGUGGUCGCAGGUAUGGUAUAUGUACUACUAACUUCUCGGAGACAUUCAACAAUGUGCUGAAAGGAGCUCGGUUUCUACCGAUUAUGUCCCUUGUCGAGUUAACCUUCCACAGAGUUAACAAGUAUUUCACUUUGAGAAGGGAGUCUUCUGAGGCUAGGUCUGAUCAGGGACUUCCAUACCCCCCAAAGGUCACUGCCAUCCUCGAGAAGAACACCGCUAAAGCCAGAUAUCAUAGAGUGGAUGCCUAUAACCGGCGAUUGCAUAUUUACCAAGUGACAACAGAGAUGGGAGAGAGAGUUGGUAAUAAAGGAGGCCACAAGCAUACGGUGAACUGGCAGUUGAGAACGUGUACGUGCAACAAACCGAAUAUAUUCCACCUCCCAUGUUCUCAUGUGCUAGCAGUCUGUGCUACAUACUCACUAUCAGAACGGCCUUGGGUGGACCCUCUGUUGCAGUCGGCCGCCUACAUGAACACCUAUGCACCACAAUUCUGGCCGAUCCCCUGCGAGACAACCUAG
Messenger RNA from Chenopodium quinoa (quinoa), 1371 nucleotides. RefSeq lists its product as uncharacterized. The record is from RefSeq and is a predicted model, not a curated record. NCBI's taxonomy places the organism in Eukaryota, Viridiplantae, Streptophyta, Magnoliopsida, Caryophyllales, Amaranthaceae. The transcript has a single exon. Gene Ontology annotation, molecular function: zinc ion binding. Bases 1 to 1371 code for a protein of 456 amino acids.